Molecule: messenger RNA, 1130 nt
Organism: Penaeus chinensis
Lineage: Eukaryota; Metazoa; Arthropoda; Malacostraca; Decapoda; Penaeidae
Exons: 3
Coding region: 115-783 (222 amino acids)
Biological process (GO): gluconeogenesis
Molecular function (GO): phosphoenolpyruvate carboxykinase activity; purine nucleotide binding
Source: RefSeq, a predicted model, not a curated record
UGCAGCUGCACCACUAGCCAUUCUGCCGUCAGCUGAAACACUUUGCCCCGAUGGUUCUCUUCGCUCAACUCGUGUUUGUCGUGCUCGACGUCAAGAAAGACAAGAAGCGCAAGCAUGGCUGCCCUCCUGAGUGCCGCAAGCAGCGCUUCAGGGACCCGCAGGGUCAAGAACGUUACCGUCCUCACAAUAGUUGAAGACAUCAAAGAACCUUACAAGCAAGAAGUUUCUAUUAUCUUCUUUAACAAAUUAACUGACCUUCUCUCUAAGGUUAGAGCAUUUGUAGAGGAGAUUGAACAUAUGUGGGAAUCAGAUGCCAUCCAUCCUGGUGAUGGAACUGAACUCGAGCUGCAUGACCUGCUCUGUAUGACGCAGCGAACAGGCAUUAUAGCCGAGCCCCUCCCCGGGUACACCAACUGCUGGCUGGCCCACAGUGAACCAGGGUAUAUGGACUGUUUAGGACGCAGUGAGUUCCUCAUCCCAAAGGAGGGCUUUAAGGAACUUUUAGAAAACGAAAAUGAAGCCAAGGAGCAGUUUUUAGGGAGCACAAAGGAAUCCUUUACCUUCUCCAAGGUCGAUGUCCGGUCGACAGACUCCUCUAACGUUGUGGAUUCCAAGACCGCGCCGGAGACGCUUGCUAAAAUCCCCUAUCAGAACGAGAAGGAACGCUUUAACUGGCCUGGGGAACGUGCUGCCUUGGACUGGAUCCUUCGACGCGCCGGCAGUGAGGCCGGGGCGGAAGAGUGCACCGUCGGGCAUAACCAUGGCGGACUUGGACCAGAUUGACACGCAUCAUAUUGUAGACUAUAAUGAUUUCUUUCAAGAAGGAUCUUGAUUCGUAUAAUAGCAAUCAACAUUCCCAGCGGAAUGCGGAAAUAUCUUCGCUAUUCAUUACCAGUAUUUGAAUCCGACAAAACUAACACCGACAUAUACCGAUCCCUUACCUAGAUCUUAAUUUAACGUGAACGCUGAAUGUCUUGUUCAGCGGAAUAGUUCACUGCAUCAUCAAUGGUUUAGUGUGCUUUUCGUUACGUAGUUGAUGUUCUAUUUAUGGUUAUUUGGAUUCGUAUUUUUUUAUCUGUUUUUGUGAUACAUUCAUGUGUUUUGUUUUAUAAAUAAAACUGUUUUGAAAA